AUGAAGCUCCUGCUCACCACACUCUUGGGGUGCCUCGUUUUGGCGUUGCCUUUAGCCACUGGUCAAAAAAUCAGAUGGUGUGUGAGGUCGCAGAGCGAGUUAAAUAAAUGCAAAAAACUGUCCGGCAAAGCACCAGAUCUUGGGUGUUAUCUCCAGCCGAGUGUGACUGACUGUAUUACAAUCAUCAAGGAGGGUUUUGCAGAUGCCAUAACAGUUGAUGGAGAAAAUGUGCAUAAAGGUGGACUCAAGAACUAUGAACUCCAUCCUAUCAUUGCAGAUAAAUAUAAAAAAGGACAAGAACCAUGUUAUGCUGUUGCUGUGGUAAAGAAAGUCACUGACUUCACUAUCAAUGAUCUCAGUGGGAAGAAGUCCUGUCACAGUUGUUAUAAAAUGUCUGGAGGCUGGAAUCUUCCCAUCGGCAGCCUGAUCUCAAAGAAGAUAAUUACUUGGGAAGGUGUUGAUGACAAAUCACUUGAAAAAGCUGUGUCAGAGUUCUUCUCAGUCAGUUGUGUUCCUGGAAUAUCAAAAGCCAGCUAUCCGAAUCUGUGUAAAGCCUGCAAGGGUGACUGCUCCUGCACCCCCAAUGAAAACUACCAUGGCAGUGAAGGAGCCAUUCGGUGCCUGAAGAAUGGUGGAGAGGUUGCCUUUGUUUGUCACAAUAAAAUCCCAGAGGCUGAGAAACCGAAUUAUGAGCUGUUGUGCCUGGACGGCACCAGGAAAAGUGUUGAUGACUACAAAAACUGCCACCUUGGUAAAGAGCCUGCCCAUGCUGUCAUCAGCCGCAAGGAUCCUGAUUUAUCAGAACGGAUUUAUAAACUCCUUAGUCAACUUCCGGCCUCAGAUCUUUUCUCAUCUGAGGGAGGUAAAGAUCUGAUGUUCUCAGACUCUGCAUCUGGACUGAUCAGGCUACCAGAAAUCACAGACUCUUUUCUCUUCUUGAAAAAAGAUUAUCAUGAGAUCAUGUUUGCGCUUAAAGGCGACCCUGAGCCAGCCAAAGCUUUGUCUCGGCAUAUUAAGUGGUGUAAUGUUGGCCAUGCAGAAAAAAACAAGUGUGACAGUUUAGGGAUUUCUGACAUCGAGUGUCUGAUGGCAUCUUCAGUGGAUGAAUGCAUCCCAAAAGUCAUGCGUGGAGAAAUGGAUGCCUUUGCAUCUGAUGGUGGGCAGGUGUAUGCUGCUGACAGUUGUGGUCUAUUUGUAGCCAUGGCUGAGCAGUAUGAAAAGGAUAAGUGUAACAGUGGUGAUGCCAACGCUACAUCCUACUAUGUUGUGGCUGUGGUGAAAAAGGGCUCAGGUGUAACCUGGAAUAAUCUAAAAAAUAGGAACUCGUGCCACACUGGCUUGAACCGCAACGCUGGUUGGAAUGUCCCAAAAGGUGUACUAUGCAUGAGGAAGAAUGAGUGUGACUUGUACAAUUUCUUCAAAAAAGGCUGUGCUCCUGGUGCUCAACCUGACUCAAACAUGUGUGAAUUGUGUAAAGGCAAAGAGAAGGAUGUGGGAGGACAGUGGAGCAAGUGCAAAGCCUCUACUGAUGAGAUGUUUUAUGGCUAUGAUGGAGCCUUCAGGUGUCUUGUAGAAGGAGGAGGUGAUGUCGCGUUUAUCAAGCACAGCAUUGUUCCAAGUUACACAGAUGGUAAUGGACCCAACUGGGCUAAGAAUCUAAAGUCAAAAGAUUUUGAAUUGAUUUGUCCAGAGUCACCAAAUGAAACAAAAAAAAUCGAUCAAUUUAAAACUUGUAACUGGGCUCUUGUGCCCGCUCAUGCUGUUUUGACCCGUGAAGAUGGUCUCAGUGAUGUAGUCCGCGUCCUGAAAGAUGCUCAGAUUAAAAUUGGACCUCAUCUAUUUGAGUCACCUGGUGGUAGAAACCUCAUGUUUUCUGAUUCUACUAAAUGUCUUCAAGAGAUUAAUAAAUCCAACAAGGAGUUCCUGACUAAAGACUAUGUGGACAUAAUUGAAAGCAAUUACAAGACUGACAAGAAUUUACCAGAUCUGGUGCGUGCAUGCACUUUAAAUAACUAUGUAGUAGAAGAAUAAGUUCCAUACAGAAAUACAUAACAAACUCUGGCCAUAUGAGCUUCAUAUGAGCUUUGUUCCACCCCUGCCUAACUAGA
Molecule: messenger RNA, 2108 nt
Organism: Triplophysa rosa
Lineage: Eukaryota; Metazoa; Chordata; Actinopteri; Cypriniformes; Nemacheilidae
Gene: tfa
Product: transferrin-a
Exons: 17
Coding region: 1-2031 (676 amino acids)
Biological process (GO): antibacterial humoral response; iron ion transport
Cellular component (GO): early endosome; recycling endosome; extracellular region
Source: RefSeq, a predicted model, not a curated record